AAACCUUAAAGUUCGUUGAUUGCGUGUGCCCGAGCGUCUACCUCGUUAGCCUGGACCUGCGCAGCUCUAUAUACUCCAUUCUUUCGAGAUCUGAGUGAACCCCCCUGCACUUCAUUCCCCGCUCUCCCUGUGCAAGUCAGCGAGUACAUAUACAUUGUUGUGCAGGCAUUCGAUAGCCCACAUUGUUCUGCGUUCGCCUGCUCUCGGCUGGGAAGGCGUGGAUGGGCUCGUCCUCGUAACUCAGCUCAAGCCCGUACGCUUGAGGCCCAGUUUCAGCUCUCCCAACGCUCUACGUGAACACACAUGUGUUCUCUGAGUUGCAUCAGGGGUUCGAGGUACGGCCCGAAAAUGGCUCGAGUUUGGACUGUCGCUUUUAUGAUUGCACUCUUGGUGCACUCAGCCCAAUCGCAGAGGACAUCUGCGCCAGCCAACUUUAUACUCGGAGACUCUCUGGUGGACCCAGGAAACAACAACUACAUUGGGACACUGGCCAAGUCCAACUUUCCCCCGAAUGGAAUUGACUUCCAACAGGGCGCGACUGGACGAUUUUGCAAUGGUCGAACUGUCGCCGACGUCAUUGUCCAACUUGCGAACCAGCCAUUCGUCCCAGCAUACUUGGAUCCCAAGAGCAGGGGCACUGCGAUUCUGGGCGGUUUAAAUUACGCUUCUGCGGCCGGUGGUAUUCUCGACAGCACUGGUGCAAAUUAUAUUGGGCGUAUCUCGUUGAACCAACAAUUGCAGUACUUCCAAAAGACUCAGCAAGAGUUCGCGCAGCUUCUGGGGCCCGUCGGUGCCCAACAAGCUCUCAGUAAAGCCCUGUACUUCUUCGUUAUCGGUAGUAACGAUUACAUCAACAACUAUCUGUUGGCCGGUUCUCAAACAGCUCGUCAGUACACACCGAAGCAGUAUGAGGCUCUCCUCGUGAACGAGUUCGCCCGUCAAAUUACCGCACUCUACAACUUCGGUGCUCGGAAAAUCGCUGUAUUCAAUGUCGGACCCUUGGGAUGUAUCCCGUCACAGCUCGCCAACCAGAGAAGUGUCGAUGGUAGUUGCAUCCAAUUCAUCAAUGAUUACGUUCAGGGGUUUAACAGAGCGCUUGGGCUGAAACUAAACGAUCUUGCUACCACACUCACUGGUUCCACUUUGGUGUACGGGAAUUCGUACGACCUCGUAUUCGAUAAGGUCGUCAACCCACAACGAUAUGGUCUGACUGUGGUGAACCAAGGAUGUUGCGGAUUUGGGAGAUUCAAUGGUCAAAUCCCCUGCAUCACGGGACUGAGGCCAUGUCCCAACAGGGCCCAGUACCUCUUCUGGGAUCCAUUCCACCCGACAGACGCCGUAAAUGUGCAACUCGGUCGAGAAUUCUUCUCCGGUGGCCUCUCGUCUAUUUCUCCAGUGAACAUCCAGCAGCUCGGGUCCUUGCCUUAAUUAUGUCAUAACUCGCGUGCUGAAGUAAAUUAAUUAGAGAUCUGAUUAGGGUGAUCCGUAUACUAUUACGGCUCAGAAAUCUUGAGUCUUAGAGUAACAUUGCCAACUUGACCUUUAGUCGAGUCGAGAAGGGAUGUAGUUCGCAAGAAACUCACAAACCGUGGGAAGCAAAGCACUGCUGUCUCACGAUUGAAUUGUAGUAAUAUUGACCUUACUACCAUGUACUACUGAAAUUCAGCAUUCAUAAAUUCGAAAUCUCCAGCGAUUCUUU
Marchantia polymorpha subsp. ruderalis is the source of this 1699-nucleotide messenger RNA. Lineage: Eukaryota; Viridiplantae; Streptophyta; Marchantiopsida; Marchantiales; Marchantiaceae. The record is from the annotation of a GenBank genome assembly.